Messenger RNA from Klebsormidium nitens, 2864 nucleotides. The record is from the annotation of a GenBank genome assembly. Lineage: Eukaryota; Viridiplantae; Streptophyta; Klebsormidiophyceae; Klebsormidiales; Klebsormidiaceae.
CUUUCUUUUGGUGCAAGCCGAGCUGUCGCUGCAAGCGCAGCCUUCGCUUGGAGAAUCGUUGCCCUUCAUACUUUCUGAUUGGAUAGCAAGAUCCUGCCCCAAUCUCCCUUAGACCAAUCUAGGCAACGCCUGGGAAGCUCUUCUAGCCGGUCAAACGGGUCCACUUGGGACGUCAUGUCUUCUUGUCCAACACCUCACAGGCGCUGCACAUUUUCGUCCUUUCCAUGUGCAAACGGGCAUGCAAAGAUCCACAUUGAGCAGACGUCCCGCAAGAAAUACUACCAGCAUAUCUUUACAUCCUGCUAGGCUUCCAUUUUCUGACACCCCAACGUUCCCGCUUCUCUCGUUCUAACACCACGCUCACCAAUGGCGUUCAACACGUCCAGCCCGGGCAAGAGCUGCGCCCGAGAUCUCACCGAAGUCAACGGCAGCAGCCUCUUCCGAGACUUUGAUCCAUCCGCUUUCUCUCGUUCAGUCAAAAGUCGGGCCGCAACGUCGACUUCCCGGGGGGCGAGUGCAUGGACUCCCCAGUUUCUGCCAGCAGACCCCGCAAAUCGGGGGGGUGGCAGCAGGGGGGUGGAAGCGGCAGGGCCUCCAGCUGUGCUGGUCCCCACCACCAGCGACCAACUGGGUAACGUGCCCAAGAUGCACCUGCGGCGGCUGCUGGCAACAGCUGGCGCACAGGGGUUGGACAUUGUUUGCCAGCUGGCGGACACGGACGGGGGACCUGUCACCAACGACCUGUACCGGGAUCUGGCAAAACUCGGUGGUUUGGAUGCCGUACAAGCAGCUGCGUCUCUUCUGGGGGACGACAACUGCCUUGCCAAAGUCAACGCUACCCCCACCCGUGCAGCCCGCGGCGUCAAGCUUUCUGCAGAUGACAUUGGCCUGGGUGAUCAGGCUGCCGUCGAUGAGAGCAUCAAGAGGCUGGCUCAGCUGGGGGGCGUUGAUCUGGUUGCGAACAUGGCAACGGCCACACCUGAGAUGCGAGCAAUUGAUAAGAACCUCCGCGACCUUUCCAAAGCGAUAGGGGCGGACCUCGGGCUGCCCCCCCAGACCCGCGGCACGCCCGCCGGCGUGCCCGAUGACGUCAGACUGACGCUCCAGCAGGCCGGUUUGGGCGCCCUAUCGGACGGCGCCAGUUGGGCGCCCGGGGGAAAGGGGUCCGUGGACCGCGUGCUCGCGACGGUGGGCCCUGCUGGCGCGGAGAUCGUGCGGCUCCUCGCGGAGGAGAAGAGCGCCGUGAGCGACGCCAACAAAAACGAGGCCCUCGCCAACAUUGCGGCGCUGGGCGGGGUGGAGGGGCUGCACGCGGCCGCGAUCGCGACAGGGGACAGAGGUCUUUUCGGCGACAUCUUUGGUGGGGUCGCAAACGUCGGUCUAGGAAUCCUGCAAGGCGGUUUGACCGGCGGUCUCCCGGGCGCUCUCAUGGGGGGCGCCGGGGCAGGCGUCAACCUAGUUGGCAGCCUGAUCGGCAACCGGGACAUCGACACGGGGGACGCGGUCAGGGAGAGCAACGUCGUGCUCGCCAACCUAGUUGCCGCGGCCGGGCCCCGGGGGAUCCCCCUGGUCGCCGAACUGCAGAAGACAACCGACGACGCCAAGAUUGGGCUGGCAUACCAGCGCUUGGCGUAUCUUGCGGGCGACGCCGCCCCGAGCGCGGUCGCGGCCGCGGCGCAACUUUCCGGCGACCGCGGCCUGCUGGACAUGCUGAAAACUUCCGCCGGAAAGGCUGGCAGCUGGGCCGCCAAGACCGGGACGACGCUCGCCAAGGACGCCGCCAAGCAGGCGUUGAACGGAGCGCUCGACGCGUUCAACAGCGGGGCCACGUGGCAAGACUCGCUGCAGGCGGGCUUCGUUCGCGCCAAAAGCGAUUCCGUCGCCGGAAAAGCCGGAAGCGCGGCCGUGGACUUCGUCGGCGGCGGGUCCCGGGGGGUGGACCGCUCCCGUUCCGCUCGCGCUCCCGAUUCCGGUCCCGGAAAAGACCUCACCGACGACCAGCGGAGCGCCCUGCAGCAGCUGGAGAACCACCCCGAGAUCAGCCCGCUACUCCUGAAGCAGGCCUACGUGUUGGCGACCAGUUCCGAGUCGGAGCUCCUCCCGGGCACCCGGAGCAUGAUCCAGGGCGCGCUGAUCGGCAAAUUAGGCAUGGCGGCAGGGGAGCCCAUCGUCGAGGCGCUGGAGAACCGGGCGUACCUCGGCAACGACGACGACGCGACCGGGAAGGUCUCCCGGGCGAUCGGUGGGGGGCGGUCCACCAGCCGGAGCCUGACCGGGGGAAUGGGCACACUUACCUUUGGUUGAUAUAGAAACUCAACUUGCAAAUAAGACCUUCUCGGCUCGCCAUCACACCUUUCGGGGUUGAGCAGGGACGGGUUCUCGGAUGAGUUGCAUGAGCGCCGACAUGACAGCGGCUACCUUCGCACUAGUCGCCUUGCCCUUACAUUCAACACGUCAGUGGGCUCGCCUUUGGGAGAGUUGGUCAGAGCGCGAGAGGCGUAGGACGUCCAUUUGCGAGAGCGGUGUAGCUAAUCUUGACGUUGUUGACAUCAUCGCCAACUCCUACUCUCGACAUGAAUCACAGUUUCUGUAUGGACAACGUUUGCACGAGGUUUCAAGUUGCUCGUAUGGUAAUAAAAUUUGCAUUAGGCCCACACAGGCUCCCCAUUACAUAUUCUGGAACAUUGACCAGUUUUUGGUUGUGUUACGUAACCUGAUCGUGACUUACAUAUAGCGACUGAAGUUCAGCUUGCGGCCUUCGGGUUUACAUCACUUGAAGGCGAACUAUUAGUACGGCUUGGCCAAGUAACGACGGCUUUAGGUAACGCACACGUUUCCCGGCGCGCAUGCAAAUCUCAUGAUGU